Heterobasidion irregulare TC 32-1 is the source of this 474-nucleotide messenger RNA. RefSeq lists its product as uncharacterized. NCBI's taxonomy places the organism in Eukaryota, Fungi, Basidiomycota, Agaricomycetes, Russulales, Bondarzewiaceae. The annotation marks the transcript as partial. The record is from RefSeq and is a predicted model, not a curated record. Gene Ontology annotation, molecular function: RNA binding. The transcript has 4 exons.
GUGGAUACGCGGACGACUGUGAUGAUCAAGAACAUUCCAAACAGGAUGAGCGAUAGAGAUCUACUCGCGUUCAUCAACAAUGUAUGUCCAGGGCGAAUAGACUUUUUCUACUUAAGGAUGGACUUCCAGAACGGGUGCAACGUCGGCUAUGCUUUUGUCAACUUCAUAACCGUCAAGGAUCUGUUAUUGUUUGCCAAGGCGAGGCUGGGAACCAAGUGGAACAUGUACUCGAGUGAGAAGAUUCUCCAGAUGAGCUACGCAACCUAUCAGGGCAAGGAAGCGCUCAUCGAAAAGUUCAAGAACUCUGGCAUUAUGGACAUUCGCGAAGAAUGGCGCCCAAAGAUUUUCUACUCUGAUGGGCUGUACCAGGGGAAACCAGAACCCUUCCCACCGCCCACGCACCAGAAACGCAGGGAACGGAGUGCCCACAAUCGAGGCAUCCUGUUUCCGCCAGGGGCUCCGCGAUCGUCGUAG